Molecule: messenger RNA, 2808 nt
Organism: Drosophila eugracilis
Lineage: Eukaryota; Metazoa; Arthropoda; Insecta; Diptera; Drosophilidae
Product: endoplasmic reticulum metallopeptidase 1
Exons: 11
Coding region: 69-2744 (891 amino acids)
Biological process (GO): proteolysis
Molecular function (GO): metalloexopeptidase activity
Source: RefSeq, a predicted model, not a curated record
AUUAGACGCCGUCGCGAUCGGUUCUUCGGUAGAUCUAGGCCAGAAAUCGAACAGCGGAGUCCGGAGAAAUGAGUGGUAGCGAUAAAAAUGUGCGGCGGCGCGUAAUAACACCUACCAGCGAUCCUCCGAAUACGGAUCCAUUGCUCCGACCUCGUGGCUCACACCAGUAUGAGGCCCAACCUAAUGGCUGCGAGCGGGCUUUCGUCCAGCGGAACAAGAUCAAGUGGUUCUGGGCACCGGGUUUCUUUGCAUUCUGGCUGCUGCUUUAUGUGGCCAUCUCAAUACCCGCCUGCCACCGCCUGCCACGACCACUGACCAUUCAGGAUGAGGCCAAGCACCCCGACCAGUUCAUCGCCGAGCGGGCCGAGAACAAUCUUCGAGAGCUGGUGAGUCUGGGACCCCGAGUGGUGGGAAGUCGACAGAACGAGAUGGCUGCCCUGAAGAUGCUUUCCCAAAAGAUGCAAAAAAUACGGUCAGGCUCUGCCAAUGAUAUUGAAGUGGAUGUUCAGGUGGCCUCUGGCAGCUAUGUGCACUGGUCGAUGGUCAACAUGUACCAGAGCAUCCAGAAUAUUGUGGUCAAGAUUAGUCCCAAGGGAACCAACAGCACAACUUACCUUCUGGUAAACAGUCACUACGAUUCGGUGCCGGCGGGUCCUGGUGCUGGUGAUGAUGGCUCAAUGGUGGCUACUAUGAUGGAGGUACUACGUGUGCUGGCCAAGUCCGAUAAGCCCCUAAAGAACCCAGUGGUAUUCCUGUUCAACGGAGCCGAAGAAAAUCCCCUGCAGGCCUCCCAUGCCUUCAUCACCCAACACAAGUGGGCCAAAUACUGCAAAGCUCUCAUCAAUUUGGAUUCCUGUGGUAAUGGCGGUCGGGAGAUUCUUUUCCAAUCGGGUCCCAAUCAUCCCUGGCUGAUGAAGAACUACCGGCGGGCCAUCAAGCAUCCGUAUGCCUCUACCAUGGGCGAGGAGAUGUUCCAGCACAAUUUCAUUCCCUCUGACACGGAUUUCCGCAUCUUCCGUGACCAUGGAUCGGUUCCCGGCUUAGAUAUGGCUUACACGUAUAACGGUUAUGUCUACCACACGAGCCACGACACCGCCGAUAUCUUUCCCAGAGGAAGUUUCCAGCACACCGGCGACAAUCUGCUGGCUUUGGUUCGAGAGAUUGCCAAUUCUCCGGAGAUUGAGGAUUCCUCGAAAUACGCCGAGGGACACACUAUCUAUUUUGAUGUUAUGGGCUGGUUCCUGGUCUUCUACACCGAAACCGAGGGCGUUAUAUUGAACGUUAUUGUGUCAUUGACAACCAUCGGAGUUUGUGGCUUCGCCUUCAAGUUGAUGUCGGUCAGCUCUGGCAUAAAGCUUGACAAAAUCCUCAAGAAGGUCCUACACACUCUGCUUGUCCAGAUUCUAUCUAUUGUCGUGGGAGCUAUCUUGCCGAUUCUGCUUGGUCUUUUCAUGGACGCUGUGCAUUUGCCCCUGUCGUGGUUCACGAACUCCUGGCUAGUACUCGGUCUGUACUUUACCACAUUCUUCUUUGGUUUGGCCAUUGUGCCUGCUCUGUACUUCCACUGGACCAAGCAUAAUAAACUUCCCAUUGGCCAGCGGGUUCAGCUUUUGCUGCACUGCCACGCCGUUCUUUUGGCCUUCCUUACCCUGGUGUUCACCAUCUGCGGAGUUCGCUCUGUUUUUGUACUGAUGCUUAGUUGCUUGUUCUACACGGUGGGUCUGAUCAUUAACAUUGCCACCAAACUGCACAGCAAGGAUGUGGCCUGGGUCAUUCCUCAUAUUGUCUGCACUGUUCCACCGUUUGUGUUCUUCGCAUACUUCUCGCACGGAUUCUUCACCACCUUCAUUCCCAUGUUCGGUCGCUUUGGCGAGAACCUUAACCCGGAUCUGGCGGUGGCUGUCUUUAGUGUUGCCGUAGGCCUCCUGUGCUGCGGUUUCAUUAUUCCUGUUCUCCAGCUGUUUAACAAAUCGAAGACCAUUAUCUGUGGCCUGAUGGGCAUUACUUUGUUGUGCUUCAUCAUUGCAAUGACACCGGUGGGAUUCCCCUAUCGCCCGGAAACCAAUGUCCAGCGAUUCGCUGUGUUGCACACCAAACGUACCUUCCACGACGCCGAGAACCAUGUGCGCCGUCAGGAAUCUGGUUACUUUAUUAUGCCUCAGGACAGACGCACUUACACAGUCAAAAAUGCUGUUAUCAACAUGACUCUUGCCCAAAGGAUUGGUUCUGACUGCGAUAAGGAAAUCAAUUGCGGAUUGCCGUUGUACAACCAACGUUGGCAUAAGACAAGAAAGAACAGCUUGUGGAUUCCCGCUUCUGAACCAGUUCUUGGCGAGAAUCUGCCCACUGUUAUUGUGCUAUCCAAAAAACAGCUUACAACCACUAAAAUUCGUUAUGAAAUGCAGCUAAGUGGACCUAAUCACAUGGCGCUGUUCAUUCAGCCCUUGAAUGGAGCUUCGGUGAAGGACUGGUCCUUCCAUCAAGCUCCACUGCGUCUGAACUUUGAGCCACCUUACUUUAUCUACUUCUCUUGGGGAGUCAAUGGAGACCCCCUUAAGUUCUGGCUAGAGCUAGAGAAACCCAAUGGAAACUUCAACUCAACUACUCUUGAGUUGGGUCUUGGAGGCCAUUGGACCCAUCAUAAGGACCUAUUAACGCCGGACUUCAAGAAGUUCCUUGACAGUUUCCCCAAAUAUGUGGAUGCCGUCCCCUGGCCAGCUUCGUUUGAGAGCCGGAUCUACUAGAGAGACUAUUAAAUUCUGUAGAUUUUUUAUACCUAAGUAAAAUAAACACUUAAAUGUUGACAAA